Oikopleura dioica is the source of this 1380-nucleotide messenger RNA. The record is from the annotation of a GenBank genome assembly. Lineage: Eukaryota; Metazoa; Chordata; Appendicularia; Copelata; Oikopleuridae.
AUGAGUUGCGGGUGCCUUUUUGGUAGUUGCAUCAGGGCAAUCUGCUGCUGCGGCAACAAAUCCUGUCGGGAUGAAGUAGGGAUCGAGUUUUUCAUGAAUGCUGAAGAUGUAUCCGUUUCUCAUGCGGCCAUUAUUGAACUUCACAGCCCACUUGAUCGGACGACGAUUUCUCAAGCUUGGGAGAAGGCGAAAAUGAAGAAUCCAUUCUUGCAUGCGAAAUGGGUCGCCGGAUUUAUUAAGAAAAGGCUUGUCAUUUUAAGAAUAAUAAUGCCUGAAACAACAACAAGCUCACUAGAGAACGUCCCAGUCAACAAAUCGUUGCCGAAAUUCAUCAAAUGCUCAGAAAGCUCCUUCGAAGAAGAAUUCCAGAAGACAGUUCAGAACAAAGUCCAGUUCUCAGAAUUAAUCGUUUGUGAUGCAGGCCUGACCAUCCAAAUCAUCGUCGUUACCCCUCAUUCCCUUGCUGAUGGAACAUCAAUGAUGCUCAUUCUCCACGACAUUUUGACAUUCUACGAAAAACCUCAUUUGUCGCAGCCUCUUGUCACCGAAUAUCCAACUGCAGCACAAUAUCUUUCGCCGAAACUCGACCCAAAGAAAGUCGAAGAGUUCAAGAAGAGAGUCACCGCCGAAAAGGGAGCUUAUCGAAAUGUAGUUCCUCACACUCCCUUCAAAAACAAGCGCCCCAAGCAUGUUCCAACAAAAGUCACGUUGGGAAAAGGAACUCCAGAGGCGAGCAAAAAGCUUCUGGCCUUUUGUCGAAAAAAUGGGAUAACGAUUGGCACUUAUCUCUUUGCAGCAUUUUCUUUUAUCAACUCAAAAAUAACAAAAUCGCACAGCAAAGACCUGAGAUUCGGAGUCGACUACAAUCUUCGCGACCGAUUCCCGAAGAAACUCGGCAACACUACUGUAGCCUGUUACAUCAGCGAAAACGCAUAUCAGCCGAACGCGGAGUUAGAAGAGACACUUGUUCAAGUAGCGACUCGAGCAAAGAGAGAUAUAAACGAAGCGAUAGAAAAUCAAGAGCCUUUUAUGCUCAAAGUUUUGAUCGGGAUGUUUAUCAAAGAUGAGAAGGGAUUUCUUCCGCCGGAGCAAAAUUAUACAAAUUCAAGCGUGAAUUUCUCAAAUGUAGGAAGAUACAAGUUCGAUACGAAAUACGAGUUUGGCGAAAUCCGGGAAAUGUACUGCUCCGGAUUCAGCUGGGAACUCUACGAGUACACUUUUCUCUUUCAGACAACCGAUCGAUUAUGUUUAACGAUAACACACAUGGAUAAAGAGCUUUACAAUGAGACUGCAAAGCAAUAUGUCGACGGAUUCCUGGAGCUGACAGAAAAUCCCGAAAAAUAUGAGUUUGAAACUCUGAGAUCUUACGCAAAUCUUUGA